UUCCGUGUUUGAUUGGAAAAUUAAACUGACCACUUCAGCUGAACCUUCCCCCACAGUUUCUUCUCAAAAGGGCUGCACACUGAAAAACGGUGGAAAUAAAAAAAUUAUUGCCCACAAACAUGGGUCAGUACUGCUGCCCUGCCAAUGUAUUGACCCACACAGCUCACCAGACAGACUCACCUGGGAGAAAUUUAUGCCACCCCCAUACAGAUGGAAAAUGAUAUCCAGUGAGAGUGGUCAGUACAGAAACAGAGUUCAGCUGUUUAAUGAUCACUCUCCAGGAAAUCUCUCUCUACUAAUAUCACACCUGACUGAAGAGGAUACAGGAUUUUACAGGUGUAAUGUUAAACAAAGAGAAAAGUCCUUUAUCCUACUCACUGUUGAAGAAGCUCCAGCAACAAAACUUACUCCAACACUUUCUAGGAACAUUCAAACUUCAGUCGAACCUACUGCCACAAUUUCUUCUCAGACCGGCUGCACAUUGGAAGAAAGUCAUCAAACAAAACAGAUUACUGCAUACACGCAAGAGUCAGUACUGCUGCCCUGCUACUGCACUGACCCACGGACCACACCCGAGAGACUCAUUUGGAAGAAACUCAACCCAAACACACGUGAAUGGGAAGAUAUAUCCAGUGGGAGUGGUCAGUACAGAAGCAGAGUUCAGCUGGUUAAUGGUCACUCUCCAGGAAAUCUCUCUCUACUCAUAUCACACCUGAUUGAAGAGGAUGGAGGAGAUUACAGGUGUGAUGUUAAACAGAAUGAAUACAUCCUCAUCAGACUCACUGUAAAAGCACCAUCACAACUCAUCAUGGACACUAUCAAAAUCGAGGCUCCAUCACCUAAACCUACUCCAGCACUUGAUGAGAACAUUCAUUUGAAAACCUCAGCUAAACGUUUAACCACAAUUUCUUCUCAGAAAGAGGCUCCAGCACCAAAGAAUAUUCGAGUGCCUGAUGGGAAAAUCAAUCUGAAAACUUCAGCUGAACCUUCCACCACAACUUCUUCUCAGAAAGAAACUUCCAUGUUUGAUUGGAAAAUUAAACUGACCACUUCAGCUGAACCUUCCACCACAGUUUCUUCUCAAAAGGAAGCUCCAGCAACAAAACUUACUCCAACACUUUCUAGGAACAUUCAAACUUCAGUCGAACCUACUGCCACAAUUUCUUCUCAGACCGGCUGCACAUUGGAAGACAGUCGUCAAACAAAACAGAUUACUGCAUACACGCAAGAGUCAGUACUGCUGCCCUGCUACUGCACUGACCCACGGACCACACCCGAGAGACUCAUUUGGAAGAAACUCAACCCAAACACACGUGAAUGGGAAGAUAUAUCCAGUGGGAGUGGUCAGUACAGAAGCAGAGUUCAGCUGGUUAAUGGUCACUCUCCAGGAAAUCUCUCUCUCCUCAUAUCACACCUGAUUGAAGAGGAUGGAGGAGAUUACAGGUGUGAUGUUAAACAGAAUGAAUACAUUCUCAUCAGACUCACUGUAAAAGGAAAUUCACCCCUGACCAAUGCUCGUGCUGAACCUCCACAGUCUCUGCCCUUUGUUCCCUUUGGCUUGGUGACUGUGAUCAUUCUCCACAUUAUAGUUGCUGUGGUUUAUCACACCAAGAGAAACAAAGUGCUAGAAACUGCCAGGAUUUACUACAACAGUGCUGAUGAAGCAGUGAGCCUGUAGCAGAGAAGAAAACCCACAGACAUCAACAGACCAGCUACUGGCAACACAUCUGAACUAGUGACCAGCUACAGGCCGGCAAUUGACUUCUACACUUGAUCAUCAGACUCAGCAGCUGAUCUACAAAUUUUAGAUAGACCAUUUACAUUUUUACAUUUACAGCAUUUAGCAGAUGCUCUUAUCCAGAGCGACUUACAAGAAGUGCUUUGUCAAUCUAGAGAAAGUAUCUUUGACCAGUGAUUGACCAUAAUAUUUGGAAAAGUACACCAGCUUCACAGCUGCAAAUGUGGCAAGCAAACCAGCUACUGACCAACACACUUGAUUAAGAGAGCUGAACUUUUGGCAAAACCUA
Pygocentrus nattereri (red-bellied piranha) is the source of this 2027-nucleotide messenger RNA. RefSeq lists its product as uncharacterized. Gene Ontology annotation, cellular component: external side of plasma membrane. Lineage: Eukaryota; Metazoa; Chordata; Actinopteri; Characiformes; Serrasalmidae. The record is from RefSeq and is a predicted model, not a curated record. The coding region runs from base 194 to 1678 and encodes 494 amino acids. The transcript is spliced from 11 exons. Gene Ontology annotation, biological process: immune response; negative regulation of T cell proliferation; positive regulation of T cell proliferation.